UCAUUUGUUCUGUAAACCCUCGCAAACCCCGGUCUCCCUCACCCCCUCCCUAGGGGGUGUCCCACUCCACCGUCUGGGCACUGGACGGAUAAAUAGCUCGGGCUUACUACGCAGGUCCUGUGGCCUUUGCUUUCAACUUCGCUAUAAGACACCAUGUCGGACGCUGUCUCCAUCAUAACCACACGCAGUGCACCUCCAAGUUACAGUGUUGCACUUCAACAUUCAAUGCAGGAAGAAGAAGAACUCCCAAGAGUUGUACCGGAAGGACCAAGGCUGGUGGUGUUAGCGCCCCAGGCCAAUUCAUCGACUGAUACCCUCGUUGGAGCCACCGCAAGAGACCAUUCAGCUAACGUAGAAACAAGAGGGCCAUCUUCAUCUGACGUGGAAGCAAGAGGUCCAUUCACAUUUUCACCCUUUGGUCCAAAUGCUAUGCUGCUUUUGCCUCAUGCGCUCUCUUCAAAUUCACGUCCUCUAUAUCACAUAUCUGUCUCGAAUGACUGCUUCAGACCUCAGAUAUGCACCACAACUAUUCGCAGAGGAACAGAGCAAGGUCAGAUAAUCGCAGAAAUUCAACGGUCGAUAUCACACGACGAAGAUGGAUAUCGUGGGACUGGUGAAUACAGAGGGCCAAGGAGGCAUAAGAUAGCUUAUCUUGACGAUGUACAUUUGCAACGGUCCAGGGACCGCCGAAAGAAUCCUCUAAUUCUCGCUACUUUCAUUCCGACCAAAAAGAAGGGGGAGCUUCAGACAUUGGACAUCACUUCGGAGGGACGACCUUACAUGGACGAUAUCGUAGUCUCGUGCCUCGUAACAGAGGGAAGAAGAACUACCAAGUAUGAUAGGUGAAGUCAGAGAUACUAUACAUACACGGCUGGAUAUAUAUACCGAGCACGCAUGUCCGCCGGUAUGGAUGAGCUGUGUCCUGCAGAUACCUUGUUAUGCAUACACUGACGGACAUACUCUAAACAUAUCUAGUUUAGGCCAUGAGAGCAAUAUGUUUGAGUUCACUGCCAGAUAUUAGUACGAUUUAGCUUCGAGGGUGGUAACUUUUGGCACUCACUUCU
Molecule: messenger RNA, 1064 nt
Organism: Suillus plorans
Lineage: Eukaryota; Fungi; Basidiomycota; Agaricomycetes; Boletales; Suillaceae
Exons: 5
Coding region: 154-846 (230 amino acids)
Source: RefSeq, a predicted model, not a curated record